This is a messenger RNA of Myzus persicae (green peach aphid), 1723 nucleotides long. RefSeq names its product ATP-dependent (S)-NAD(P)H-hydrate dehydratase (gene Naxd). The transcript has 2 exons. Gene Ontology annotation, molecular function: ATP-dependent NAD(P)H-hydrate dehydratase activity. Bases 742 to 1659 code for a protein of 305 amino acids. Gene Ontology annotation, biological process: metabolite repair. Lineage: Eukaryota; Metazoa; Arthropoda; Insecta; Hemiptera; Aphididae. The record is from RefSeq and is a predicted model, not a curated record.
GUUUAUUUAACAAGUUACUUAAACAUUUUAUAAUUUUAACGAGUUAUAAGCUGUAAUUGUCAUGGUAGCUGUAGGAUACUAAUAUUAUAUGUUAAAUAAUAGGAAUUGGUUUUCAACAAUUUUUUAAAUAAUUUGUAUCUUGCGAUCUAUAGAGCUACUCCAUAAUUUAGACUAUGUAGUGAAUAAUGAGUAAUACGUGUUGUUCGUUAUUCACUUGAAUGUGGAUCAGUCGGGUUUUGGUUCCAAACACUUAUUAUUUUUCUACGGCUCUGUGCUUAAGUCUAUAUUAUAUAGUUCGGUACUUAAUAAUACAUAAGGGCUUAUGCACUUAGCUGUAAGCAGUUUUCGAAAUAUAACGAGUGUUUAUCUGUGGUAUUAUCACGUGGUAUUAUUAUUCUGUGAUUAUCACAAAGCGAUUAUCGUGUCAUGAUAAAUUAAACUUUGUUUAUCAGGGAACAAUUUAGAUAAUAGAAUAAUUCCAUAAUCCAUUUGAUGAAUAAUGAUAUUAUUAGUUAUUUGUAAUGUGUAAAGAGUAGUGAUAUUUAAACAUUUUUAACUACAAAAUAUGUUCACUUUAAAUUUUGGUCUAGUUUAUAUUUCUUAAAUACUUGUCAAUUCAAUAGCCGUAACGAUAUACCUACUGUCAAAAUUUUGUUUUUUUUUUUUUAAGCAACUACGUAACAUUAUUUGAAAAUAAACUGCCAAUUCAAUCAAACACACUAUAGUUAAAUAAUUUUCACAAUGACUUCGCAUAUAAAUAUGAUAAAUAAAUGCAAAACUCUAUUACCGAUUUUAUCGCACAAUCUUCAUAAAGGACAAUCGGGAAGGAUUGGUGUUAUUGGAGGUUGCGAAGAGUACACAGGAGCCCCCUACUAUGCGGCCAUUAGUGCAUUACGUACAGGAGCUGAUCUUGUUUAUGUGUUUUGUUUCAAAUCUGCUGCUCCAGUCAUAAAGUCAUACUCACCAGAACUUAUUGUGUUGCCAUAUUUGGACAGUCCGGAUUGUAUUGACCGUUUAAAACCCUGGUUAGAAAAACUCCACUCUCUAGUUGUUGGACCAGGACUUGGUACUAGCCCUAUUGCUCAAGAUGCUGUGAGACGCAUUUUUGAACACAUCAGUAGAGAAUCAAAUUUUAACAAUAAAAGAAUGCCAAUAAUAGCUGAUGCAGAUUCUCUUAAUGUUAUUGAACCAGAAACAUUCCGAUUUUACAAUGGUUGUAUUUAUCUUACACCAAAUGUCCACGAAUUAACUAAAUUAUCUAGUAGACUGAUUGGGCGCCAAACCUAUGAACCAACAGUGACUGAUGUUCAGGCUCUCAUGAACAAGUUAGGAGGUAAUUAUGUUAUAGUACUAAAAGGAGCUGAAGAUGUAAUAGCAAACAUAAGAGGGACUUUAGUAUGUACUGAACCCGGUUCGGCUAGACGAUGUGGAGGCCAAGGAGAUAUAUUAGCCGGAAGUAUGGGCACUUUUGCUUAUUGGGCUUCCAAGCAAACUCAUUAUUGUGAUGAAUUAGAUCCAGAAGUUCUUGCUGCUUAUGCAGCAAGUGCACUUACUAGACAUACAAAUAAAAUAGCAUUUAAAGCAAAAGGCCGAAAUAUGAUUACAACAGAUAUUGUUGAAUUGUUACCGAAUGCUUUUCAAACAUUAUUCAACAACUGAGAAAAAUAUAUGUUAAUUCAUAUAUUAUUUUUUUUCUUUUCUUAUUACAUCAAUUGUUAUAUUA